AUGGCCGACGAUGUGCUCAGCAAGGCUGGCAUUCACAUCGACGAGAUGAACCGGAUACGGCUUCUGGACCCAGAGAUCUCAGAUACACUGAGUGAUUUGAGAGGACAAGCACGGGAUUUUGGGGCGCAGAUGACGUCAUUUCGAUCGACUACCGAUGGUUUGCUCAAGGCUUUCGAGGAGAUGGCUACCCUGGUGGAGGCACAGAAGUUGCGGGCAAUGGCUGCUCGAGCUGCUCUACAAUCGGUAGAUAAAACAAAGACGACGGAUUCUCGACAGUUGCAGGUAGAGGUCUAUUCUUUCACACUAUAUACGCAGACACUGCGGUUAAAAGCACUGAAGGUCUGUUAG
This is a messenger RNA of Cooperia oncophora, 348 nucleotides long. The record is from the annotation of a GenBank genome assembly. NCBI's taxonomy places the organism in Eukaryota, Metazoa, Nematoda, Chromadorea, Rhabditida, Trichostrongylidae.